Molecule: messenger RNA, 684 nt
Organism: Equus quagga
Lineage: Eukaryota; Metazoa; Chordata; Mammalia; Perissodactyla; Equidae
Product: BPI fold-containing family A member 1-like
Exons: 6
Coding region: 1-684 (227 amino acids)
Biological process (GO): immune response in nasopharyngeal-associated lymphoid tissue; negative regulation of single-species biofilm formation in or on host organism; innate immune response
Molecular function (GO): lipid binding
Source: RefSeq, a predicted model, not a curated record
AUGUUUCGAAUUGGGGCCCUCAUUGUCUUCUGUGGGCUCCUGGCCCAGACCACAGCCCUGCUGGAAGCCAUGCCCUCGCCCCUGGACCCAACUCUGCCCUCGUCUAUGAUUCCGGACGUGGAAGUGAGUAUCCCAGAUGUUCCCGGAAGCUUGAGCAGUGCUCUCAGCCAUGGCUUGCUCUCUGAGGGUCUGUUGGGCAGUCUCGAAAAUCUUCCACUCUCGGAUGCUCUGAAGGCUGAAGGAGUCACUUCCAGAAGCCUGUUUAGGGGCCUGCUUGGGAAAAUGGUUUCAGCAAUGCCUUUCCUGAACAUCAUUGAUGUGAAGGUCACUAAUCCCCAGAUGCUGGAUCUUGGCCUUGUGAAGAGCCGUGAUGCCCGUGGUCUCUAUGUCAUCAUUCCUCUGGGCAUGACCCUCAAUGUGAAUGUGCCCCUGGUCGGAAGUCUGUUAAAGCUGGUUGCGAAGCUAAAUGUCAGCGCACAACUCUUACCUUUGAAAGAUGACGAGUACAACUUCUACGUGGUCUUUGGCAGCUGCACUCACUCCCCUGGCAGCCUUCACAUCAUCUUGCUUGAAAGAUGGGUCCCCGUCCCCUUUCGUUGCCUCUCCGAAAGACUCGGCAAGAUCCUUCCUGGGCUGGUGCAGGACAAGCAAGACGAUGAGAAAGAUAACAACAAGAAAGUGUAA